Messenger RNA from Penicillium oxalicum, 1023 nucleotides. It is a transcript of the gene atfB, whose product is annotated as bZIP transcription factor atfB. Lineage: Eukaryota; Fungi; Ascomycota; Eurotiomycetes; Eurotiales; Aspergillaceae. The record is from RefSeq and is a predicted model, not a curated record. Gene Ontology annotation, biological process: regulation of transcription by RNA polymerase II. Gene Ontology annotation, molecular function: DNA-binding transcription factor activity, RNA polymerase II-specific; RNA polymerase II cis-regulatory region sequence-specific DNA binding. Bases 1 to 1023 code for a protein of 340 amino acids. The transcript has a single exon.
AUGUCUACCGGCCAUGUGAAUCCCCCACCUCUGCCUGCAGGUGUUCCCAUUGCAGACUCGUUCGGUGCCGUCGACCCAUCUGCCUUCUCAUCCAUCAACCCACUGUCCAGUGAUUUCCUGGGGUUUCCACUUUCAGAUAACGACCAUCUCUGGGGAAUGGGAUCCAUCUCACCCAACAUGGUGGCAGGUGCAUGGGACUCCAAGAUGGACUCGGCCGCCUUUGCGAAUGCCUCCCUGGAACGGGAUCUGAAGAAUGCCCAGGUGCGAAAUGGCCAACCGACCCCUCCUCCAUACCCAGAUCAGCGCUCGCAGCAUACGUCCAGCCCCGAAAUGGAACCCGCCAGCAAGCGCCGGCGGGCCAGAGAAUCCAGAGCGGCGGCUGCCAGCAUGAGUCCCGAUCUCGAUGACUUUCCACGAGACGGCAGCGAUAAGCGAGCCAAAUUUCUCGAGCGAAACCGGCUGGCGGCCAGCAAGUGCCGGCAAAAGAAGAAAGAGCACACGCAGCAACUGGAACAGCGGUACAAAGAGCAAUCGGAAAAGAAAGAGAUGCUCGUGGCUGAGAUUGCGCGACUUCGCUCGGAGAUUCUCAGCCUCAAGAAUGAGGUCCUCAAACACGCCCAAUGUGGGGACGAACCGAUCAAGUUGCACCUGGCCCAGAUGGUGAAGAAAAUCACCGACCACGAUGGGGCCUCCUCCAUGGGACUGGACAAGUCGAUGCAGCUCUCCCGGCAGGCCGAGACCUCUCCAAUAGACCAGAUGCCGACACCUACACCGACGGUGACGACGGUGACAACAGCACCAACAACCACAACAACCGUUGGAGGCACGACUGCGCCGUCCGCGGCCGUUCCCCUCGCGCUCUCCUUUGGGUUUGAUGACCCUUCACAUGUCGAGCCGGCUGCGGCGGUUGCUACCGAUGUCUUUGAGCAACAGUUUCGACGGGCCUCGGAAGCGACGAUGGUCUCCGAAGCAUCGUUUGCGUUUUCCGCGGACGAUAACUUUGACGAUUUGAUCAAUGUGUAG